Molecule: messenger RNA, 1470 nt
Organism: Suncus etruscus (white-toothed pygmy shrew)
Lineage: Eukaryota; Metazoa; Chordata; Mammalia; Eulipotyphla; Soricidae
Gene: CDCA7
Product: cell division cycle associated 7
Exons: 10
Coding region: 1-1356 (451 amino acids)
Biological process (GO): regulation of DNA-templated transcription
Cellular component (GO): nucleus
Source: RefSeq, a predicted model, not a curated record
AUGCACACCCGCCGCUUGCCGCAAAAAGAUCUGAGAGUAAAGAAGAACUUUAAGAAAUUUAGGUAUGUGAAGUUGAUUUCCAUGGAAACCUCAUCAUCCUCUGAUGACAGUUGUGACAGCUUUGCUUCUGAUAAUUUUGCAAACACGAAACCUAAAUUCAGGUCAGAUAUCAGUGAAGAACUGGCAAGUGUUUUUUAUGAGGACUCUGAUAAUGAAUCUUUCUGCGGCUUUUCAGAAAGUGAGGUGCAAGAUGUAUUAGACCAUUGUGGAUUUUUACAGAAACCAAGGCCAGAUGUCACUAACGAACUGGCCAGUAUUUUUCAUGCCGACUCUGAUGAUGAAUCAUUUUGCGGUUUCUCAGAAAGUGAGAUACAAGAUGGAAUGAAAUCUCAGUCGGACCGAGCUGGCUGCAGGACUCGUAGUCAAUGUAGACGUUCUGGCCCACUUCGAGUGGCCAUGAAGUUUCCAGCACGAAACACCAGGAGACCAGCUCCCCAGAAAGCAGCAUCCCCCAAGCCCUCCGAGAUGGAUGCCAUUUCUGAUUCAGAAGAUGAAAGUGGUAUGAGCUUCCUGGAGAAAAGGGCUUCAAAUAUAAAGCAGAACAAAGCAAUGCUGGCAAAACUAAUGGCAGAAUUAGAAAGUUUCUCUGGUCCAUUCCCUGGAAGGCGCAUCAUGCCUAUACACAGUUCGCAACCCAAGACACCUCGAAGGCGCUUGUUCCAGGGUGUGACUUCCAGGAGAAACCCAGAGCGAAGAGCUCGACCUGUCACAAGGGCCCGCUCCAGACUCCUGGGCUCUCUCGGUGCCCUCCCCACAGAAGAGGAGGUGGAGGAGGAGGAAGAGGAGGAUGACAAGUACAUGUUGGUGAGGAGGAGGAAGACUUUUGAUAAUUUCAUGAACGAAGAUUACACGCCUAGGAGUCGUCGUCCUGGGUCAAUGACUCUUCCACAUAUCAUACGCCCUGUGGAAGAGAUCACAGAGGAGGAGCUGGAGAAUAUAUGCAGCAACUCUAGAGAGAAGAUUUAUAGCAGUUCAACGGGAUCUACUUGUCAUCAGUGUCGCCAGAAAACAAUUGAUACCAAAACAAAUUGCAGAAACCCCGAAUGCUGGGGGGUUAGAGGCCAAUUCUGUGGUCCCUGCCUUCGAAACCGCUAUGGGGAGGAGGUGAAGGAAGCUCUGCUGGACCCAAAUUGGCACUGUCCACCCUGUCGUGGAAUCUGCAACUGUAGUUUCUGUCGGCAGCGAGAUGGGCGCUGUGCAACCGGAGUCCUUGUGUAUCUGGCCAAGUACCAUGGCUUUGGGAAUGUGCAUGCGUACUUGAAAAGUCUGAAACAGGAAUUUGAAAUGCAAGAAUAAUGUUCGAGAGAUCCACCACAACCUAUCCCUUUACCAUCUUCAAGUUUUCCAUUUUUCUUCUGAUUGAAACCAGCAUUUGGAGUUUGGAUGCAUCAUUCUGUUUUGUAGGAUGCU